This is a messenger RNA of Funneliformis caledonium, 309 nucleotides long. NCBI's taxonomy places the organism in Eukaryota, Fungi, Glomeromycota, Glomeromycetes, Glomerales, Glomeraceae. The record is from the annotation of a GenBank genome assembly.
AUGCCACCCUUAAGUAAAGCAAAACGUGCUGCAAAGCAACAUGCGCGUAAAAAAGGUGGAGAGUUUACCUUAAGAACUGAUAAAGAAAUACUUGAAGAAAUGCUACAUGAACUUGAAGGUAGUGAAGAAGGAAUGUUAAAUAAAUCUAAAGAUGGUAAUGAAAAAGAGAUAUUAAAUAAACCUGGAGGUGAAGGUGAUGAAAAAAUGUUAAAUAUAUUUGAAGAUGAUAAGGACCUAUGGGGUGAUAAAGAAGAUAGUGGUUGGGAAUCAGAAAGUAAUGUUAAGAUAGAAGAGAAGAUUAAAAAUUGA